GCAAAGAGCGUAGACUCAGUGUUAUUAAUGAAAGCUUGGUUUUGGAUUCUUGGCUGGUCUCUUUCCAUUCUGACCAUAACUGGGAAUGGAUUUAUUAUCUUUCUUGUUUGGUGCAAGCGACAGCUUCGCACUAAGACCAACGCGUUUAUUGUUUCACUUGCAGUGGCGGACUUCUGUGUUGGGAUGAGCGCAGUACCCUUGAUGUUUGCGUGCGAAGCUGUAACUGCCUGCAGUGAUUCACCUAUUUUUCGGGCUGUAAAGGCGUCAAAGUUUCUGUUUCCGUACGCAUCUGUAACAAACCUCUGCAUUUUAGUCCUGGAUCGCUACAUUGCUGUUGUGAAACCUUUGAAAUACUUGACUUUUAUGUCACGUCGCCGAGUCAUUCAAAUGGUUUCCGUAUCCUGGGCGAUUCCUUUCGCCCUGGGCAUUGGUUCGGCUCUUAGCAGUGUUGGUUUUAAAUCAUUUGCCUCUACGAUGUUCACUUGUGUCCUUUUGUUAUUAGAGGUUUUACCAAGUUUGAUUUUAAUAUUUUGCUUCUUAUCCAUGUUACAGGUUGUAUUUAAACAUAAUCGAGCCGCUCGUGUUUUAGCAAAACAGUUACGCUUUAACCAUCAGGUUUUCUUCAAAACUCAGGAAAAGUCUGCCAUUUUAAUGAUGGGGAUUGUAAUAAGUUUGUUUCUUGUGUGUUACGGGAUUUUUCUACGCUGUUCCUUAAUUUAUGUUUUCGAUGUUCAAUCAUUAUGUAAUGAUACUGACUACAAAAUCCCUAUUUUAGUAUUAAACUCUGCCAUCAACCCUUUUGCGUAUUCGUUUUUCAAGAGAGACAUUAACAAAGAGGUAAAGGGACGAAUUUGUUGUGCCACAUCGCCACAGCGGAACAGGAUCCAUCCUUUUAAAGAGAGAAGUUUUUCACUGGCCCCAGUUAAGAGAUCAAGUUGAGUGAUUAGCCAUCAGAAUGAUUGCGUUUUUAUAGAAGGAAAAGAAACUUAGUUGUUCGGGACAUUCUAACUAUAA
Messenger RNA from Pocillopora verrucosa, 1014 nucleotides. RefSeq names its product trace amine-associated receptor 1-like. Lineage: Eukaryota; Metazoa; Cnidaria; Anthozoa; Scleractinia; Pocilloporidae. The record is from RefSeq and is a predicted model, not a curated record. Gene Ontology annotation, cellular component: plasma membrane. Gene Ontology annotation, molecular function: G protein-coupled receptor activity. Gene Ontology annotation, biological process: G protein-coupled receptor signaling pathway.